Messenger RNA from Elaeis guineensis (African oil palm), 2859 nucleotides. Its product is annotated as probable RNA helicase SDE3. NCBI's taxonomy places the organism in Eukaryota, Viridiplantae, Streptophyta, Magnoliopsida, Arecales, Arecaceae. The record is from RefSeq and is a predicted model, not a curated record.
ACUCAACUUUCUAAAACUUGUAAGCUUAAGACAUAAUCAAAAAACCAUUUGUCAUAUACAUUUCUUAUACAUUUGUUGUACUUGUCAUACCAGGCUUCUUUCUAGCAUAUUUGAUUUUAUCACGUACUUAAAUACAGAUAAUUGUCAAAUGCCUAUGUUGCCAAAGGUCAUCAGUACCAAACCUAUGCUUAAAUGCAUUGUUUUUUGCACAUAAGCCAAGUUUUAUGCAUCCUUGAGAUUCUGCAUUCACAUUCUCUUCUUGUGGUCUUCAUAGAAGAGCUCGAGGCCCCGGAUACACUGCAUGAAAAAUCCUACCCGCUUCAGUAAUUUGUAGCUUUGUGAUUCUCCAAAUCAAGAAAAUUUGCAUAUUGGGGGAAAAAAAAAGAGAGAGAAUAAAGGAUAAGAAACUUUUAUCUAACAAGAACCUAGUCACUUGAUUGCAUUUGACUAGGUUGCCAAGAUAUAGUUAAAACCUGGAGAGAAGAAACAGAACAUUGCUCCCAUUUAAGAAUAUAUGUUUUAGUUCAUUUGUCUUGUAGUUGUGGAAGAUGGCAAUGAUCUAGUUGAGGCAUCUUGUGAAGUUUGGGAGAGGCACUCUCUGUUUAUCCACAGCACAUCAAAUUUUUUCCAGUCAAACUAAGUUUCAUAGCGGAGCCUCAUCUUCUAAGUGGCCUAUACCAAGGAUUGAUGAUAUUGGUGGAUGACAAUAAUUAAGCCAUACCGGAAAGACAGGAUGGAAACGAUAUAUAUUUUGAUCUGUGGUGUGUCAUUGAAAGAUUUAAAUGCCUAUACAUAGUAAUUGCCUCUCGAACCUAAAUAUAGCACAGAUCACUAAAAUUAACUCAGAAGAUCGCAAGUAUUUUUUUUUUCCCCCUUUACAACUGCAGUUAUUUACCAUUAUUUCCUGAGUUAGUUCACUCAAAUGAAUGUUAACCGAGCUCCAACCCUGCCUAUGAUCUAUGUGAUAUUAUGAAAAUCUAGGUUUGGACAUUGAUUUAGUUCAUUUUGCAUCAUUUUGGCAACCAGAGAAAUAAUCCAUACUGGUCUGCCAAUUCAGACCUCGAUUUGAACAUCGAAUAAUGAUAUGGGAAUCAUUUAGUGGUGAUUGCUUUAGUUGGAUGAAAUAUAUUGGUAGUAUCGCAUUUUCACCCAUGCUGGACUAGUUAGGAUCUCUGUUGUCUGAGGUGGCUGUCCCAUGUGUUGUGUGUUGGUGCAUUUGUCCAUUUUCAUAUUGCUUUAUUACUAUGAGCAACUUAUAUUGCACCUACUAUGACCAGAAAUGGAGCAAAUUCCAGUUGUAUAGAGUACCUCUGGAGCUGGAUAAUAAAAAGUUGAAGAAGCAAAUGAAGAAGAAGAAUUUCUACAGGAGCGCUCAGAAUGAUGAGAAAGCACUUGUGUCAUUUAAAAUCACUUCCGUUCCUGAGAGACGACCAUAUCUAUUAUCAAGGGAUUAUGUCUUUGUGCGACGAUCAGGAAAGAAGACCAAAUUUGAGGGAAGACUGAUUGGGGUGGUAAAGAGUACUCACAUAUUGACCGAGUUUGGAAAUGAUUUUCUCUCAAAUUAUUCUCCAUCAUACAAGUAUGAUGUUAGCUUUUCCUUCAAUAGAACCUGUUUAAAGAGAUCUCACCAGGCUGUGAAGGCUGCAUUAGCUCCUUCGUUUCAUCAUGUGCUUUUCCCAAGUUGUCACCCAAGAACCACAGAGAUCUCUCUACCAUCUGCAUCUUUUUUGAAUCAGCGUUUCGGAGUUGAUCAAAUGUCAGCAAUCCAUAAUAUUUUACGGCUCAAAGGUCCUCCCCCUUAUCUCAUAAAUGGACCACCUUCUGUACCGCAGAAAAACUCUACUCUCUCCACAGUUGGGACUACCAUUACAGAAGCAAUCUUCCAAAUUUACUUCCACAUGAAUGCCAGCCGCAUAUUGGUGACUUCUCCUAAAAACCACACUUGUGAUACACUUAUCAGUUGCCUGAACAAAAGAAUUCCAGACUCGGAUCUGUUCCGUGCCAAUGCCAGUUUUCGAGAGGUCGAAGACGUGCCAGAUGAUGUCUUCCCGCUGUGCUCGCACGACGGCGAAUGUUUCUCCAGUCCUUCACUCUCUGAUCUCCACAAGUUCAGAGUGAUAGUAUCAACUUUCAUGACUUGUUUCAGGCUUCAAAACAGUGGCAUCAGCCCUGGCUAUUUCUCUCAUAUUUUCAUGGUGGAUGCUUCUUCAGCCACUGAACCUGAUACAAUGGUAGCACUGGCGAAUUUUGUAACAGAUGAGACAGCAGUUGUAAUAACAGGUACGCAAACGAGGUACGCAGAUAGAGUGCGUUCUGAUAUGGCUCGAAGAAAAGGUUUGAAGAUAUCAUACUUUCGUAGACUAAUGGAGAGCGAGCCAUAUUUGAGCAAUGAUCCGCUAUGUGUUUGCAACUUGCAUGAGGAGAGCGAGAAUUAAAUAAAGUCAUGCAGCAGAUCUUAUGACGUUUGUUUAUGUAAAUUAAUAAUUAACCUGAAGUUUUGAGCUUCGAAGGUUUGUUAUAUAAUGGAUCAAGUGCUCGCGAAGUCAGCAUCUUGUGUUCAAGUUGCUAUGAUCAGAGAAGCUCAAAUUCCUGUGCCUGUCACAGAUUGGUUCCCUUUCAUGACUCCUUUGCAUGUAUGGUCAGUCUUGUGGCCUGUGAUGAACCAAAAGCACUGAACCCCAGGGAUCUCCCUCCUUGCAACUCUGUGUUCUUGCUUCGGCAUCAAUAUAUUGUAAGAGCCCAUGGCCAUGCAAGGGGGAGCUCGAAAAUUACAUAAUAUUUGAUGGCAUGAUUGUAAUUGCAUAAGAUAGUUCUCUAAAUAAAAAUAAUCCGGAUGCUAUAUAUAUUUUUUUAGCGUGA